Molecule: messenger RNA, 4605 nt
Organism: Mizuhopecten yessoensis (Yesso scallop)
Lineage: Eukaryota; Metazoa; Mollusca; Bivalvia; Pectinida; Pectinidae
Product: nose resistant to fluoxetine protein 6-like
Exons: 15
Coding region: 129-2897 (922 amino acids)
Molecular function (GO): acyltransferase activity, transferring groups other than amino-acyl groups
Source: RefSeq, a predicted model, not a curated record
CAAAUCCAGAUGUUUACUGUGUAUGUGAUUAAUUGUCAUUCGUACAGAUUUUGUCGUACGCCCGGACGUCCGAACUAUUGGAAAAGUGGUUUGUUUACAGUCUUUGGACACGUUAUCAAUAACAAGACAUGGCAUAUUUAGGAAGUAUUGGAGUGUUUUACAUAAUGCUAUAUAUCAGUGGGAGCUAUCCACAGCGUAUUACACAUGUCAACGGUAGCAGUUAUCAAAGAGGGUAUCUUAGUUCGAAUGUCUAUAAUUUAUCUAGUAAUGUGAAACCUACAGGUAAUCGCACACAGGAAACUAUGUCUUCAGCUGUAACACCGCUACCUGUUAGUGUCAAUAACAUGGUGUCUAGUGCCAAUAACAGCGUGUCUACGGCUGUCAAACACUCUUCAACUUCAACACCUGUGGUUACUAACAGAACUAAAGUGCAGUUUUCAACGCUUGUAAAUUCGAAUAUGUACAGUAAAAUACUUCCUUCAGGAGUACUACGGAAUGGAACUUCAAAUAUAAUUGGAACCGAAUUUCACAAUGCGCUACCAUUACCCGUGGGUAUUAAACUUUACAGAGGUGACUCGCACAAUAUGACGAUAAUCAGUGUAAGUAAGCCUGGGCAAAACACCACAGCAACCUUGUCACAUGUCCCAUCAGUGUUUCAGUCAAACUUCAAUAAUCUUUUCCAAAAUACUCUACAAGGAAACGAAAUCCAAACACAGUUAAGCCACUUUAUCAACACGAGCAAUGUUACUCUGCCUAUUCCAAUUGUUGUACAGGACAACCUUGAAAAGGUCAUUGAUGCUUUGCUGUUACAUGCUGAAGGCAACGAUACCGCUUUUUUGCAACUCCUGUUUGGCAGUCAGAGCGGUUUGUCGCUCCCACCGGAAAUGUUAAAGAAACUAGGCAGGUUAUAUGGAAAUAAAGAAGAUAUAAAUUUCAAUGUUAUUCUUUCUCAUCUUACAAAUGGCCAGAAGAAGUUAUUUUCCAACUUUAUAAUUCAACAAUUUUCUCCUGUCUCUACCGUUUGUUGGAAUCACCUUCUUGAGCUGACAAAUGACAACGCCACAGCUUUUAAAAUGAUAGACGCCUCUGGUAAAAUCCCUACUGCAAUACUGCAGGGGAACUUGAAAUGGACUGGCUCUUUUGACGAGUGUAUGUCAUCAAGAGGCAUGGGACAUGGUCCUAGGACAUUUGAUGGAAAGUACUGUACCGCAACACUUUCUCUAGAUGAACUCCUGCCACCACCAUUGCAAGUGAAUGCAGAGAUGGGCCUAUGUGUUCCUGACACGUGUAACAAAUAUGAGAUUAAGCUUAUCACGGAUAUAUUGUUGGGACUGGUGGCGCUCGGGAAUGCUUCUCUAUACAGCACUGCUAUGGUAUGUCAGGAGCCUGCAGAAUACGACACUCUAUCAGUGGCUGCCAUCAUGUUUUUCGCGAGUUUUGGCCUGUUCAUACUCUUUGCUACGGUAAUGGACAUAAAAUAUACUAACGAUAUGAAGAUGGAAAUGAAGGCAGGAGUGAAUGGGGAGCCAGCCAUUGCCGAUAUCCAUGAAAGCGGAAACGACGCACCUCCAGUCAUAAAAACAGGAAUCAGAGCGCGGCUGUUGGUUUCAUUUUCUUUGUAUACAAACGGUCGAAAGUUGCUCAGUAGUAGACGACAAAGAGCGGACAAAUUCGAAGCAGUGAACGGUAUUCGUUUCCUUAGCAUGGCAUGGGUCAUCCUAGGACACACGUUCCUACAUAUUACGUCUAGCGGCAUUAUGGAGAAUCGGCUAACAUUUGUACCCGCUGUUUUACACCAAGUGUCAGCAGGAGUUAUAGUGAACAGUCUUCUCUCCGUGGAUACGUUCUUUACACUAAGUGGUCUGCUACUAUCCUACGUCUUUAUGAAGGAAAUGAAGAGACAGGACGGGAAAAUCAACUGGUUCAUGUACUACUUACAUCGGUUCUGGAGACUGACACCGCCCUAUAUGCUAGUGAUGUUUAUGUACGUAGCGCUAAUGCGAUAUACCGGAGAUGGUCCGUUUUGGCCAAAAAAUGGACAUGAAAAGGACUUUUGUGCAAAAACAUGGUGGAGAAAUCUUCUUUACAUCAACAAUUUUGUUGAUAGUUUCAAUUCGUGUAUGGUGUGGACGUGGUACCUCGCCAACGACAUGCAAUUUUACCUUAUCAGUCCACUACUUCUUGUACCAUUAUACUUCUCCCGCCGACACGGUGGAUUGGUGUGCGGCGUGUUCCUUCUUGGUACCACUAUAACGUCAUACGUUGUGUCAUAUCAACUGGACCUGUCAGCUGUAAUGUUUAAUGCCAAUUCAACGUCUACUACAAACGAGGACAACUAUUUCCCGUAUUACUUUGUACGACCAUAUUGUCGGAUGGGGCCGUACAUCGUCGGUAUCGUGGCGGGUUACAUCCUUUAUGUAAACGAAGGAAACUACAAAUUAAGUAAGGGUUUGAACAUGUUAUUGUGGUUCCUAAUGACGGUGACUGGAUCCGUGGUGACGUAUGGUGUGUACGGACCGGCGACUGGUACAAACUGGGACCCCAGUAUAGCAGCUCUCUAUAACGCCACACAUCGGACAGUUUGGGGGGUGUGCGUGUCCUGGGUCGUCGUUGCUUGCGUCACAGGCUAUGGAGGGUUUAUAAACACGUUACUGUCCUGGAAGGCGUUUAUACCUCUAGGGCGCCUGACCUACUGUGUGUACCUGGUACAUCCCUUGCUCCUGUUCUACUUUACCGCCACCAUGCGUCACACCAUCUACGUCACAAAUUACACGCUGAUCUACAUCUUCCUGGGAACGCUGACAUUAUCAAACAUGCUUGCUUUUCUGACAUCGUUGGUAUUCGAGGCUCCCAUGAAAGAACUAGAAAAUAUCAUAUUCAAACGCAAACGCAAAUAGACUCGUUCUUGUUUUAUAACCUGAUUGGAUAAUUACAUAACGAAAUGUGAAUACUAUUCAGUCAUAAAUCAUAAAUAUUUUAUCGGACACGGAAUUGCGCCCCAUAGGGUUAGUACAAGACUGGACAAAAUCUUAUACAUCUUCAAAAAAGAUCGGAAGAGUUAAAUAAAUGUAUAUCGACGUUGCGAUUAUAACACAACAGGACGCAGUUACCAUCCAAAGCUAGCACUGCUUUGUUACAAAUACUGGAUGUGGACAUUUUUUCAAUAAACAAACACCUAUUUUUGUAGAUAAAAGUAUUGGCAUGACUCCCGACAGAGUAAGUCAGUCAAACAUAUGAAGUCGCGUGAGGAGUCAUUGUCGGGAGGGGUUAACUAAUCAACUGGCAAUCAUUUCAUAGUGACGUGGGUCCGUGUUUAGCCCAUUUGUUUGGCUAUUUUAGCUGUUACUGGGAUCAAGGACGCUGUCCGGAUUCUGGCUUGACGCAAGCCCGAGAUUAUCCUGGCCCUGACACCAGACUUUGACAUUUUGACACCAGACCUACAUGUAUAUCUGUCAAAAUGUCUCUUUCUGAUUCGCCUCCCUCCCGUCUUGGUUGCUGUGAUUGGCUCAGGUUCUGCGAUGACGUGGAAACUAGCGUUUUGAAUUUCGACAUACACAAACGUGUCCACCAUCGAAUUCUUCAGAUAACUGUCUAAUCCUGUGUCUACCAAGGUGUUCCAUUUCUGCCCAAACCAGCAUGCAAGUUGUUUGGUAUUUUAGAAUCCAACCAUAAAUAAAAGUGAAGCUUGAAAAUUAUGUCCGGUCAAACAAAAUCCUCUAUCCACGCGAAAAGGGAGCAUGAAAACAGACAGUGCGUUUGACUGGAUACCUUCGGGAAUCAACUGCUAAAGAUAAAAUUGCAGCAAAACACAUACAAGGAAGAAUAUCCGGUAUUUCUUUGAUAUUCCAAGAACAUUUUCACCGAAAAUAUCAAAUGCAUAUCUUUUUUCAUAAAUACUUCAUAUAUAUAUAUAUCAGUAUAAAAUGAGUGUACAUGUAGAAAAAUCGUUUUGUCCAAUGGAACUAAACAAUCCCAUAUCCACACUUCUGAUAUUAUCAUUCUCUUUCUCCCAGCGUUUUCUUUUAUAUUUUCAUAACAUUUUUAAUCAGUUUAUGCUCCCUCUUGUUCUUAUAAUAUGCUUCUUGUGCAAUAAUAAUCAAUUACAUCAAUUCUAUAUAUUAUAUACUCUUUCUCCCAUUACACAUUUCCCUCUCUGUCUCAAUUAAACUUAUAAAACUACUGAUAUAUCUCUUUUGUCUCUUUUUCUCUAUCUCUGCUUAAUUUCCAUUUUCUUCUGUUCUAUUGUCUUAUCAAACUGGCUAGUAUAUCUAGGGUCAAGCAGCAUGUUCCGGGGUCAAAUUGUGGGUUGGCUGAAGAUGAGACUAUAUAUAGCUAUAGAUAAGUUCAUGUCUCGCUCAUUUCAUAUAAGAUAUUUAACAAGUUGUGAUUGAUUAUCAUUUAUAUCGACUAGAUUGAGUUUAUUCUAUGAGCUCCAUUUGAUCAAGAACAUUAUUUGAAAAGAUCAUUUGAAAUUUACUCAGUUGGAUAACAACAUCAUUUCUUAUGAGCUGAAAGUCUGGUUUAUACCAUGAUUAUUAUUUAAGAUUUUGUUUUGCUUAUUCUUAACACAAGAUUUGACUUUCGAUGAUAGAAAAAAACGUUCUU